AUGAGGCGGAUCGACAGUUUCGAGCAGCCAGAGAGGAGCAACGAGGUCCAUUGCGACGUCGCGCGCAGCUCGGAUUUCAGCUUGGUCAGCUACCACUCAGUGAUUGCGAGGAGGUGCAGGCUUCACUUCGGCAACUUCAGCAACGCAGAUGCAGAAUCACCGGGGCUGCGCAUAUUGACGGUGUGGAACGACAGAUACAGGGGGCGUGGGAGCGCAAUGGCCACAGUUUGGUGCGUAGAUUGGCUCGAAGAUUGGCGGCGACAUCGGUUGGGCCAGGCAGGCGCCUCUGCUGUGUACCAGUGUACCAGCAGCGCCCAGCCCGUCGGUAGAGAUGUGGGCCCAUCAUUUGGCGCGGCCUGA
Messenger RNA from Prorocentrum cordatum, 360 nucleotides. The record is from the annotation of a GenBank genome assembly. Lineage: Eukaryota; Dinophyceae; Prorocentrales; Prorocentraceae.